Peronospora belbahrii is the source of this 834-nucleotide messenger RNA. The record is from the annotation of a GenBank genome assembly. NCBI's taxonomy places the organism in Eukaryota, Oomycota, Peronosporomycetes, Peronosporales, Peronosporaceae.
AUGACUGUAAUGUCCAACGAUGAAAUGUCGAGCCUUGAGCUAAGAAAGCUCCCAUGUGACAUGCGAGAGCUGGGAGCUGUUGUUAUUGAUAAGUAUGGAACCUUUGACGUGUCUAUGAUUGAUGUGGGCUCAGAAGUUAAUGACAUGGAGCAAUCUCCACCAUCGCACAGUCUCUUUCAUCGUGUAUAUGAAGCGUGCUUGAAAGAGUGUCACGUUGUCUGGUUGCUAGUGGCCGUACCCUUGAAGCUCAUGACGUACAAACUGCUGCUGUUUCAUACAAUCAAUUUCAUCCUGUCUAGUGUUGCAGUCAUUUGCAUCCUGGGACUUUAUCUAAGCAAGCUACCGCUCUUACUUGUAACGAGAUGUCGUCGUCCAUUUCGACGCACAGAGUCGUGGAUCCUGCAGCAUUUCUUGCAACUGGACUGUCUGCUCUUGAACUUUAUCUCGCCGCAAGGAGAACAUGUGAUCGUCCAUCAUCCGUUUCUCCAGAUACAGUAUACACAAGCUAUCGAUGACGUCUACACUCGGCUUUAUUUUGGAGGUGUAAAGCUCCUAGCAGCGGGUAUUCCUGGUGCACUUGCAACGUUCAUGUUUGUAUGGUCAUUGGAAAAUGUCGUCAUGAUGGUCAUGCACAAGGAGCAGACCGAGACGGAAAUCGACUCGAUGAACGGCCAGGAUCAAAGUGGUAGCAACGGACUUGAUAUGAUGAACGUUGUCGCAAUUGUGGCAAUCUACACGUGCGUCUUGUUGUUGCACGUAUUAGUCUUUAUCUCGCGACAGCUUACUAUAUUCUUUUGCUCACAGUACGUCUUAUAUGCUGGAGAAGUGGAGUAG